Messenger RNA from Cladophialophora psammophila CBS 110553, 987 nucleotides. RefSeq lists its product as uncharacterized. The record is from RefSeq and is a predicted model, not a curated record. Lineage: Eukaryota; Fungi; Ascomycota; Eurotiomycetes; Chaetothyriales; Herpotrichiellaceae. The transcript has 2 exons. Bases 1 to 987 code for a protein of 328 amino acids.
AUGCCACGACCGGUCUUGAAGGAUAAUUUCAAUAUCACUUAUAGAAAGAUUCCGGUCCUGGCAAUUGGACGAGAGAUUUACAUCGACACUUCCCUGAUCCUCGAAGCGCUUGAGCACCAAUUCCCCUCCGCACAAGGCUAUGGAACACUCUACCCAUCUUCCACGGCGUCCUUUCGCCCACUGGUCCGUGGGUUUGCCUCAUACUGGACUGACAGGCCCCUUUUCCGCGUAACCACGGGCCUCAUUCCCUCGAGUGUAUGGCGUACGCAUUUUGGAGUCGACCGGUCGGAUUUGAUCGGUCACAAACUCGACGCCGAAAAGCUGGAGAGGAAAGUUCCUCAGAAUCUCAGCGGGUUGGAUCUGCAGUUGAGCUUGUUGGAGCCACUACUUGCUGACAAGGGUACAAAGACGUGGAUAUUUGGAGCCGAUAUGCCGAGUGCAGCGGACCUGGCACUGUGGUAUCAGCUUGAUUGGGGCGAGAAGAUCAGUCGCGGCGAAGGGAUUGAGAAUCUGACAGGUGGAGGAACGAAGGAUGGGGAUGGGGAGGGAAUAGGGAGAGUGUUCAAUAAAGACCGAUACCCAGGGGUCUUUUCUUGGUUUGAGCGCUUCAGGAUAUAUGUUGAUGGAUUGCCGAGCACGGAGACUAGGAUCGAGAGGGACGAUGCACAGAGCGUGAAAAGACUCAUGGAGCAACUGAAGCAGACACCGUUGCGAGAACAAACGCUUCUGCUUGCUACUCCGGCUUGUCCUCAUUACGACCUUGAUAAACGCAAUGGUCUUGUUGCAGGUGCGGGAGUGAGCAUCGCUCCUGAUGAUACUGGAAGGGACAGUCCCACGGUAGGGACACUGGUGGCUCUCACACCGGAAGAAGCGGUCAUCACACCUCAGCAGACAGGUUCUGAAACCUACCCAGCUGUGGGAGAGGUGAGGGUUCACUUUCCUCGUGUCGGGUUUGUGAUCAGGCCUGUUGGGCAAGCGAAGCUGUGA